Tribolium castaneum (red flour beetle) is the source of this 3607-nucleotide messenger RNA. Its product is annotated as receptor-type tyrosine-protein phosphatase U. Gene Ontology annotation, molecular function: protein tyrosine phosphatase activity. The record is from RefSeq and is a predicted model, not a curated record. Bases 93 to 3596 code for a protein of 1167 amino acids. The transcript has 20 exons. NCBI's taxonomy places the organism in Eukaryota, Metazoa, Arthropoda, Insecta, Coleoptera, Tenebrionidae. Gene Ontology annotation, biological process: protein dephosphorylation.
ACGUACAAAAAUAAGAAGAUAAAUGAUAAAGAUAAAAGAUAAAUGAUAUUAGUAUCAAUAAAACCUCUAUUAACUUGUUUUUCAGCACCAAUAUGUUUGUUUAUUACAAUCUUAUAUUAAUAUUAUUAGUUUUCUGUGAAAAAGUUGUAUCAGAAAUUGACACCAUAGUUAACGAAGAAGACAUUACAUGUAUUGUAAGUGGAAACUCAGUUUACUCUGCUAUAGACAAUGGACAAAUAAAUUAUAAGCAUUUGCGCAGUUUACAUGAAUUAGAUCUAAAUUUAGGCAAUGACUGGAAUGUCACAAAUACUGAUCACUUUUCGUUUCAACCAGUUACUGACCAACGGUGGGAAAAUUUCACAAAUGAACGUUUGUUUUUCUUGCAUGAAACAACACAGUCUUUUUCCGUGUUUACGAAUAAAACAUGUACGUUUGGUAUCCUGUCGAAACACUUUAGACAAAUACGAAAAUUUUCUUUACUCGACGCCACAUGUGAAAGUCCUCAAUGGUUUCAUUAUACUGCAGUUUCAAAAAAUAAUAGGGUACAGAUUUUUACUGCAAAUGGAGACUUGGUGCUAAAUAUCAGAACAGGAUUUGAACCCUAUUUUUUUCGAAGUUUUGACAGUGAUUUAAGAAUACACAAUUAUUCAUUUCUAUACUCCAGUAAAAUAAGUAACGAUUACUUGAUCUCGACUCAGGAUGUUAAAUGUAUCUCGAUGUUCGUGUCUGUGGACAACGGUUGUUACUUGGAAUUCUCUGAUUUAAGUUUUACAAGGGUUGAUGGAUUUAAUAGUCCAAAUUCUUUAAAAAAAUGGCAAAGAGUGGAAUUAGGUCUAGGUGUUUCAAAAAACGCUUCGCUAAUAUUAAAAAAAGGUUGUGAUGAUAACAGGAAAAUUGGUUUUUGGGCCGUAGACAAUAUCCAAAAUUGCGGUGAAAAAAUAAGAAUUCUUAGGGCAAUUAUCCCUAAAGAUUGUGUAAAUUGCACGUGCAAAGAACUUGAUCACAACAAAGAAAAUGGCAGAGAACAUCAUGAAGAUAAAGAAGAAAACUUAAAUCGAAGUACAACAAAAUGUGGUAGCAAAUGUUCGAUUUGCCAUCCUCAAAAGGGCUGUUUAAAUCAGUGGCGGGUAACAGCUGCCACUUCGACACCAGGAAAAGAUUUGACUUCAUAUGUAACAAAUGCAAUAGAAGUUUUACAGCCCGAACUAUUAUUUUCUCAUGUAACCAAAGAGCUUAUUGUAACUUGUCGAUUUACACAAAACGUUCCGACUAAUACCAAUAUUAGCAUCACAGUCUUAGAAAACAGUAGUGGACAGAUAACAGAAGAAACGUUCCUUAACACUCAAUCAAAUGGACUGUCGUACCCUAUUUCAGUUGAUUAUAACCAAGAAUAUACAGUGGAAGUUUCAUCAAAAGGAGAAUUUCAGAACAUUAUUUUUUUUAUAAAAGUUUUACCAUCUUCAGAAGAAUUUUCUGCAAAACCAUUCGUAGAGAUGUGUUCCAAAACGUGUUUAUUAAUGAUCCCGAUUCCAAAGCAUUUAGAAAACAUUGUUUUUUUUGUAAGUCGAAGAAAUGCAUUUGACGAGAAAACGUUAAAAAGAAAUUUAUUAAAACCGAAUGGAACGUUGAAAAUGUAUAAUAACAUGUGGAUUAUAAAACAUAAAACUGUCAGGGGGAAUACUUUUCAACUGGAAAUUGGUAAUGGUGAAAAUGUUGCAGUUUCAGUAAAAAACCAAACAUACGUUAACUGCGUAUUCUUAAAUAAUUUAACGAUACAUCCAAUCACAUUUCAAGAAGUCGUUAAAGAUGACAAGGAUAAAAGAGACUCUGCAUUUCCGGUUUCUUUAAGUUCUUUAAUAAUUGCAGGAGUCCUGUUAUUACUCCUAACAAUUAUUAUUAUUUCUAUAUUAUGCAUAAAGCGUCGCAAAGGAAAUAAAAAUACAAAUGCAAAUUACAUAUCUUUACAAAGAAUUGUUGUUAACGAUAAGACGCUAGAAAAGGAUGACUUUGUCAACAUUUUGAAACUCAAGAUAAAAUCAAAAAACUUAGAAGAAGAAUUCCAAAUUCUGUCAGAGAAGAUUAAUAAUAAGAAAUCGUGGGAAGCUGUAAGAGAGAAGAAUGUAAAAAAAAAUAAAACAAUUGAUAAGGGUUUACCAUAUGAUUAUAACAGAGUGGUUCUUACGGAAAUGAUAGGAGUAGGAACUGAUGAUUACAUAAAUGCUAGUUACAUAAACGGUUAUGAUCGUCCUAAAUCAUACAUAGCUGCCCAAGGACCAAAAUUUAACACUAUAAAAGAUUUUUGGAGAAUGAUUUGGCAAGAACGAAUUAAAACAAUUGUAAUGGUCGCAAAUUUUGUUGAAAAGGGAAAAAGAAUGUGUGCAGAAUACUGGCCUCCAAAGGAGGGUACAACGUUUGAAUGUGGUUUGAUGCAUGUUGAUUUGGUAACCGAAGAAAAAUAUGAAUAUUACCACAAACGGAAAUUCGAGGUACAUUACUACGAGUCAACGAGAAGUAUACAGCAUUUUCAACUCAAGUGGAAUUCGGAUGAUUUUUUAUAUCCAAAUAGUUUUAUACCAGUUGUUACCGAGUUGAGAAGAAUCAGGCAAAGCAAUUCGUAUCCAGUUUUAAUUCAUUCGGGUUUAGGAACAGACAGAACUGGAACUUUAAUUUUAUGUGAUUUGGCAUUGGAAAUGUUGGAAAAGAGAAACAAUGUUAAUUUUUUCAUUUUAACUAACGGUUUAAGAAUACAAAGGCGUAAUAUUAUCAGCACACCACAACAUUACGUCUUGGCUCAUUUAAUUGUAUCGGAAUAUUUAUUACAAAAAGAUUGUCCAGUUAAAAGUGAUGGUCAGUCAGUGAUGUUUACUAAACAGCAGCUGCACGAACAAUUAAAAUACAUAAAACGGUUAUGUAAACAAGACAAAACUAUACGAUUAUGGAAGAAAAAUACUAAAAAUGUAACGCAAAUUCGUGUGGAUGGUUAUGCGAAACCUUUGAAAUAUAUUGUUAUUCCACGACGUACUAAGAAUGAUUUCUGGAGUCUAGUUACCGACCAUGUUAUUAAUGAUUCGGAAGCGAAUGAUGAAUCCAUACAUUGCAUUGUAAUGUUAAAUAAAUGUAAGCGAGGGUUUAAGUUGUGGCCGUGUGUAAUAGAAUGGAAUAAAUCCGUGGUUAAAGUAAAUUGUUCAAAUACUACAACAACUUCACACUACUUUCUAUCGGAAAUUAGUUUGGAACUCUGCCAUGAAUACUCUACAGACAAUGCCCAGUAUUCGAAAAAUAUAAUGUUUUACGAAAUUCAUGAAGACCAUAAAAUGGCGCCAGAUCAUAUUUUAAAUAUAAUUACAGAUGUAGAAAAAUUUAAACAAAUUGUGGUUUCGUGCAAUGAUGGGAUCAGCAUGAGUGGCCUUUUUGUUGCUGUAUCUCAUAUUGUGGAAACUUUUCAAAUGGAACAGAGGAUUGAUGUUUGUAAUGCUAUAAGAACUGUCAGAAGAAGUGGUGUCAAUUUUAUCAAUAGUUCACAAGAGUUGGAAUUGGUUUAUCAGUGUGCUACAUCCUAUUUGCAAAAUUUGAAAAUAUAUACAGAAAUAAAUUAAAAUACAUUAUA